This is a messenger RNA of Macadamia integrifolia, 2740 nucleotides long. RefSeq lists its product as uncharacterized. Lineage: Eukaryota; Viridiplantae; Streptophyta; Magnoliopsida; Proteales; Proteaceae. The transcript is spliced from 3 exons. The record is from RefSeq and is a predicted model, not a curated record. Bases 706 to 1992 code for a protein of 428 amino acids.
AAAUUUACAAAAUCAAAAUCCAAAGAUAUGACAAUGGCAUUAAUGUCUGCGAUUUUCUGUCUACAAUUCAAUGCUACUCUAAAAUUGCUGAUAACACACACUUUCUCUCUCAUCGUCUAGUCAUGUUGUAAGAAACAAUCCUGUGGCUCUGCGGGUUUUCUCUAUUCAUUAAUGACAAAGACCAAGAUUUUUGAGGUUGGUUUCCAUGUCUCCAAGAACCAGAGAUUCCCUUUUUCUUCAAUUUCCAUAUACCCAUUUCUAAUGGCGGGCUUCAUUGGUUUCUGGUUCUAAGGUCUUUUUCUGCAUUUCUUCAUCUCUUUCUUAGAACCCAUUACCUGUGUGUUGGGUGGACCAUGUUUGGCUUCAAGAACUGUUUUCUUUAGUGGUGCGAAGUUUCCAUGAAGAUUUUUGAGUUGGGUUUUCUUCAAACUUGACUCUUUCUAUUUUCAGAGGAACGAGAGAGAUUUCAGAUAUGGAGGGUUACCUUUGCGAGAUUACAGAAAUAAUUUAUGAGCGGAAAAUGACUUUCCUUGAUAUCUAACUUUUUUUUACAGAGAUGGAAAAGAGUAUGGCAACGGAAGGUGAUGGUGUGCUCUUGGAAGUAGUUCUUGUCAAGAGCAGAAAACAGUCCAACAGAAGAGUUUUGAAUGUUAUUUGAAAGCUAAGAUAGAGAGAACUCAGGAAAGUUAGAAAAAGUAGAAGAAGAUGCCAACAGUUUGGCUUUCUCUAAAGAGAUCUCUCCAUUGCAAAUCAGAGCCUUCAGAUGUUCAUGAUCCAAAAGCUAGGAGCCAUUUGAGUUCUAUCUUGACCAAAAAAUCAAGCAGGUCCGGCUGUUCAAGGUCCAUUGCGAACCUAAAAGAUGUUAUCCAUGGGAGCAAGAGACACUUGGAAAGGCCUCCAAGUUGCAGCCCAAGAUCUAUAGGGAGUAAUGAAUUCCUGAACCCAAUAACCCAUGAAGUGAUUCUGAGCAAUUCAAGGUGUGAGCUCAAGAUAACCGGAAUUGGGGGUUUUCAUGAAGGUGGAGGCGGCGGCGGCGGCGGUGGUGGUGGUGGCGGCGACGAGUCAACUUUUGUUGGUACCCUUAGGCCUGGGACACCUGGUCCAGGAGGGCACCUUAACAGGCACUAUUACAACCCUUCUUUUAAGAGCUCAGCUACACCUCCAAGGAAGUCUCCUAGUUUUUUCUCUGAUAGAGAAAGCCCUGCAUUUGGGGGUUCUGCCUUUUCUGGUGGUAUUGGUGAUGGUGGUGGUAUUAUUCAUAGGGCUUCUCAUGGGUCGUCUAUGGUGACUUGCCAUAGAUGUGGAGAGCAGUUUGGGAAGUCGGAAUCCUUAGAAUCACAUCAUCUAUCUAAGCAUGCUGUAACUGAACUUGUUGAAGGAGACUCAUCUAGAAAGAUAGUGGAGAUCAUUUGUCGUGCAAGCUGGUUAAAGUCUGAGAACAACUGCUGGCGGAUUGAGAAGGUUUUGAAGGUCCACAACAUGCAAAAGACCCUAGCUAGAUUUGAAGAAUACAGGGAGAUGGUUAAAAUUAAAGCCAGUAAACUCCCCAAGAAACACCCACGUUGCUUGGCUGAUGGCAAUGAGCUUUUGAGAUUCUAUGGCACUACUGUGGCAUGUUCCCUUGGCAUGAAUGGCUCCUCCAAUCUUUGUACUUCAGAGAAGUGCAGUGUGUGUAGGAUUAUAAGACAUGGGUUCUCAACAAAGAAAGAACUCAAGGGAGGUAUUGGUGUUUUCACAACUUCGACAAGUGGAAGAGCCUUUGAAUCUAUUGAACUCAAUAAAGAAAACCCAUUUAUGAGGAAGGCUUUAGUUGUCUGUAGAGUGAUUGCAGGAAGGGUUCAUAGGCCUUUGGAGAACAUCCAAGGACUAGCAGGCCAAACAGGGUUUGACUCAUUAGCAGGGAAAGUUGGUCUUUAUUCAAAUAUUGAGGAGCUCUAUUUACUCAGCCCCAAAGCUCUUCUCCCUUGCUUUGUGGUAAUCUGCAAACCGUGAAAGGGGAGGCUUUUGUAGAGCCAAGAAAUACAUUAAAGACUAAUGUCAGCCUCUCAGGUCCACCUCUCUCUCUCUCUCUCUCUCUCUCUCUCUCUCUCUAUGUGCCUGUGUUUGUUUGUGACUUCAUUGGUCCUUUUGAAAGAGUUUUCACUUUCACAGUUUCAGUAAAUGCAUGGGUUGUGUCCUCUUGCUGCACUGCAAAUUCUGUUUGGGUCCUCUCCAUGGAUAUGGUUACAAUGUUUGUAUAAAGGUCCCAGUGAGUUAAUAUUGGAUGGGGAUGGUGUGUGAGAUAUGAUGAAACUGAGAAACUGAAGCCUUUUCACAUGGCUGCGGCUUAUGUUGGCCCUUGUUUUGUUCUUCGAAAAUUUAGGAGUUCAAAGGUGCCGUGAAAAAGAGGGAAAACAAAUUUGGAAUUAUAAUUGUCCUGGAUUUCAGCCCACACUGGAGUACUGGACACAACCAGUAACACUGUCGGAUACUCGGAUUAAUCUCUUCUAUACUGAGUUUGUAUUCAAAACCCAAACCUGUUGAACUUUUUGGAAGAAAUCUUUGAAGGAAUCAAACCAUAAUCUACCUCACAAGUCACAAGUUUUGGAAGAAGAAAACAGAGGAAGUAAGAAACUGAUACUGUUACUCAUGAUUCAUCAUCCUAGCUAAAAUUGUAAUUUAGUAUUGGCUUAGAGUGUGAAUAUUACCUUCUUUAUUCAAUCAAGAACAUAAUAGAAUUGCAAACGGGGUUGGUAGCCUA